Messenger RNA from Mixia osmundae IAM 14324, 1172 nucleotides. RefSeq lists its product as uncharacterized. The transcript has 2 exons. Gene Ontology annotation, cellular component: cytoplasm. Gene Ontology annotation, biological process: carboxylic acid metabolic process; tricarboxylic acid cycle. Gene Ontology annotation, molecular function: L-malate dehydrogenase (NAD+) activity. NCBI's taxonomy places the organism in Eukaryota, Fungi, Basidiomycota, Mixiomycetes, Mixiales, Mixiaceae. Bases 27 to 1070 code for a protein of 347 amino acids. The record is from RefSeq and is a predicted model, not a curated record.
GUCAGCUCAGCGACUCAGCAGCAAAGAUGGCACAAGCAAUGGGAGGCAAGGAGCCGACAAAGAAGAUCAAAGCAGCCUUGUUGGGCGCAGCAGGAGGUAUUGGUCAACCACUGGCACUCUUGCUCAAGCAGUCUCCGCACCUUACCGACCUCGCGCUCUUCGAUAUCGCUCCCGUCGUCAAGGGUGUCGCGGUAGAUAUCUCCCACAUCUCCACGCCCUCGAUCGUCACCGGCUACGACAAGGAGGAUGACGGACUCGUCAAGGCCUUGACGGAUGCAGACAUCGUCGUCAUCCCUGCCGGCGUUCCCCGUAAGCCAGGCAUGUCGAGGGACGAUCUCUUCAACAUCAAUGCCAGCAUCGUCAGGGACCUCGCCCAAUCGAUUGCAUCCACUUGCCCCAAAGCCUUCAUCUGCGUCAUCUCCAACCCUGUCAACUCGACCGUGCCCAUCGUAGCAGAAGUCCUCAAAAAGGCAGGCGUAUUCGACCCAAAGAGACUCUUUGGCGUCACCACACUCGACAUCCUGCGAGCUCAGACCUUCUCGGCCGAGAUAAUCGGUCAAUCCAAUGCCUCGUCUACGUUCAACGUGCCCGUCAUUGGCGGUCACUCUGGCGUCACCAUCCUGCCCCUGCUGUCUCAAUCGAAGCCACCGCUCAAGGGCGUCUCGCAAGAGCAGAUCGAAGCCCUCACCAAACGCAUCCAAUUUGGCGGUGACGAGGUUGUGCAGGCAAAGGCAGGCGCAGGCUCAGCAACGCUCUCCAUGGCAGCAGCUGGCUUCCGAUUCGUCGAACGACUGAUCGAUGCAGCCUUCAAUGGCAAAUCUGGCGUCGUCGAGGACUCCUACAUCCUCCUCAAGGCAGAUGCGAGCGGAUCCAAGGAGCUCCUCAAGCACACCGACAACGUCGAGCUUGACUACUUCUCCGUGCCUGUCGAGCUCGGUCCGGAAGGCGUCAAGAAGAUCUUGCCCAUCGGCGAGCUGUCUGAGUACGAACAGACGCUCAUGAAGAAGGCCGUCGAGGAACUCAAGGGCAAUAUCGUCAAGGGUGUCUCUUUCGUAGAAGCUAAGCUCUGAAGGAAUCCAUCAUCGAACACAAAUGCAAAGUGCUACAACACACAACAUGGCUUGACCGUCUGUUCUGCUACAGCUCUGAAGAGCUAGUCCAAUGAGCGAGUU